UAGACACCGCCAACAGAUGUUGGCAGUGAGGAAAAUCGAGUGAGCGAAGCCAGAACCGAAGCCAGAACCGCCGUUGUUUUGGGUGAAGAAAAUCGCAGGACUUCCAGAAAAUGUCGCGCCUCCUGUUCGUGGCGCUGCUGGCCAUCAGCUGGGGAUGUGUGGCGCCCAGCAGCAGCAACCACCUGCCAGCGGACAUGGCCAUGGACCUGGGACCAGGUGUCAAUCUCAACGAGCGCUUCUUCGACCAGGUGCGGGCGCUCAUCAAGCGGAGGCUCCAGGAGAAGGGGCUUGCGAAGGCGGAGCAGCCACUGCCGCUGGCCGACGACGAUGCAGUGGCCCUGCAGAACCAACGCAGCUACGACAACGUGCCCCUUCCGGCGGCCAGUGUUCCGACUCCGGUGCUCGUGGAGAACUGGCCCACCGAGCAGCACAGCUUUGGCCAGGUCACCGCCGUGGCCGUGGAUCCGCAGGGCAGUCCGGUGGUUUUCCACCGCGCCGAGCGCUACUGGGAUGUAAACACCUUCAACGAGAGCAAUAUAUACUACCUUAUUGAGUACGGACCCAUCAAGGAGAACACCAUCUACGUGCUGGACGCGAAGACGGGAGCCAUCAAGUCGGGCUGGGGCUCGAACAUGUUCUACAUGCCCCAUGGCCUGACCAUCGACUUGCACGGCAACUACUGGAUCACGGAUGUGGCCAUGCACCAGGCCUUCAAGUUCAAGCCCUUCAGCAACAAGCCCCUGCUCACCAUUGGCAAGCGCUUUAGGCCCGGAUCAUCCGUCAAACACCUGUGCAAGCCAACAUCCAUUGCAGUGGCGACCACCGGAGAGUUCUUCAUCGCCGAUGGCUACUGCAAUAGCCGCAUACUCAAGUUCAAUGCCGCUGGCAAGCUGUUGCGUACGAUUCCCCAGCCACCCGAGUUCCUCUCUUUGCAGGUGCCACACGCCAUCACCUUGCUGGAACACCUGGAUCUGUUGUGCAUUGCGGACAGGGAGAACAUGAGGGUGGUCUGUCCCAAAGCUGGCUUGAUAUCCUCCCACGGCGAGGGUGAACCGGCGGCCACCAUCCAGGAACCGGAUUUGGGUCGCGUCUUCGGAGUGGCCAGCUUCGGAGACAUCGUGUUCGCCGUAAAUGGACCCACCUCCAUGCUGCCGGUGCGGGGAUUCACCAUCGAUCCGCGCUCGGAGACGAUCAUCGGCCAUUGGGGCGAGUUCAAGAAUCCGCACUCCAUGGCGGUCAGUGUGAAUGGAUCGGCGCUGUAUGUGACCGAGAUCGGAACCAAUCACCAGACGAAUCGCGUGUGGAAGUAUGUGCUGGCCUGAGCCUAAGCUCCAAUUCGAAUCCCUCAGAAGGACCCGACUUGCACUGCGCUCCUGCAUAUCCUUAGACCCAUAGAUUCACCCCAACUAGUUACCAGCGGAAACAGAACCACAAUCAGAGCCGAAUCAGAUACAGAUUACAGCAGAUUAUAAAAG
Molecule: messenger RNA, 1475 nt
Organism: Drosophila teissieri
Lineage: Eukaryota; Metazoa; Arthropoda; Insecta; Diptera; Drosophilidae
Gene: Pal2
Product: peptidyl-alpha-hydroxyglycine alpha-amidating lyase 2
Exons: 6
Coding region: 111-1322 (403 amino acids)
Biological process (GO): peptide metabolic process
Cellular component (GO): membrane; extracellular region
Molecular function (GO): catalytic activity; protein binding
Source: RefSeq, a predicted model, not a curated record